AUGAACCGUAGUGUACGUCCUGAGAAUGUGGAAUUCACUGUCAAGGCCGCAGAGGAUCUGGUGCUAACGGGAAAAGAACGAUCCAUUGUGCGGGUCUCCGCCAAUAAUAUGUAUUCAUGUCUUAUGCAGAAGACACAGCGAUUUUCUUCCCUCUUUCGUCAUUAUAGUAAACAUCACGGAUUACCACGAGAAUCUCUUGAUUUUUUCUUUACGAAUUGUUUGGACCCGGAAGAUUCACCUGAAUCAGUGCAUUUACAAAAGAAUGAUAUUAUACUAGUGCGACAUCGUGUAGCAAUGACGACCCUGACACUACCAAGUCACAAUGAUGAAGCGUAUUUUGCAACGAUGAGGGAGCUUUUCCUGAACGGAGUUGGGAGUGAUGUGACGCUAGAGGUUGGGCCAGACAGAGAGAUUUUACGUGUACAUCGUCUGAUCCUUACGACAAGAUGCGAGAUUUUUGAGGCCAUGUUUCGCCGUGGGGCUAUGAGAGAAAGCGAGGACGGGGUCGUUCGCAUUGAAGAUCACUCGAUUGAGAUGGUGUCUAAGAUGCUUGAGUUCAUCUACACAAACCGCGUCUUGGAUAUGGCCAAGCUAAAUUCUAACCAACUCGUUGAUUUGCUAACCCUGUCAGAGCAGUAUCUGCUACUGCCACUAAAGCACUUAUGCGAGGUUGCAGCGAAGGAUGUUUUGUCCGUUGGAAAUGUCGGACGAUUCCUUUGCGCCGCGGAGAAGUUCAACGCCGCAUAUUUGAAAGAGUACUGUCUUGCUUUCUUUCUGGCUCACACAAACGAAAUUGUGGACGACGAGAACUUUCGUGAGGAGAUUGAAAGCUGCCCAUCGAUGGCACUGACUAUUGUGCGGGCAUCAACUCGCAACGUCGGGUCUUCCUCGGAGCCGAUACCGAAGCGACGAAGACUAAACAUGCCAUUCGAAGAACCCGACUACUUAUCCCCGGGUACCUGA
Molecule: messenger RNA, 963 nt
Organism: Peronospora belbahrii
Lineage: Eukaryota; Oomycota; Peronosporomycetes; Peronosporales; Peronosporaceae
Source: the annotation of a GenBank genome assembly